GCUGGAGGGUGAGCUACUGUGGCGCAGGAAAUGAAAAGCACACCGCGCCUCGCGAAGCUGGUCGGCGCGUUGUCACCUGACUUGGCAUGCCCUAGGGUGGAACCAAUCAGACAAUUCCUGCACCCUCUUCGUUGCCAUCUCAACACUACAACACAGAACCCAAAGCGACGCGAUGACGACCGCAGCCCCCGUAGGGCUCUUGCCUUCCGCUAUUGUCCUGCAAUCAAUUGUGGCAUGUCCGCUAAAGGAUCGCGAACCGUUGGCGGCCAAAUUGGGCAAAUUCGAGAAGAAACUCUUCCCGUCGAGUGAGGCCUUCGACUACGGCGUGGAGCUGAAGAAGAAGAACAUUGGAAUAAUUUUAGCCUUCAAGGAGGGAACUCAAGAGCUCGUCGGUUACCUCGUCUAUCAAAGACAGAAAAGCCUGGCCUGGCUACACAAGCUGGCCACCAUCGAGCAAGAGAGACGCAAAGGUAUCGCCAAAAGUCUCGUGGGAUUCCUGUGUCAGCAGAUGAAGAAAGGAGGCUGUCGAACAAUCGUUUUGUGGGUGGAUGAGGCUCGCAGCCCAGCCAGAGCACUGUACGCAUCCUGUGGGUUCCAGCAAAUUGAGCGGCUCACUGACUACUACGGUCCUGGGAGGACCGCUCUCAAACUGGAGUUGAAUGUCGCGGAAUGUUGAGCACGUCUCAACGAACGAACGGGUUGACAAAAUCGCCGCCUCCAACACGUACGGCCGAGAACUUGAGGGCACUGUCGUGCGAAUGCUGACACUGUGGUCUUGCAUGCGUUUGAUUAGUGCUUCGCAUUCGCUUAUGGACCUUGUGCGUGGCACGGCCGCCCCAGGAUGCAUCUUACCGGCAAAAGGAUAUACCUUUACCGGGACUCGUGCAGUUCUUGCCGAUAGCUUACAGUAGAAAACCGGAACGGAUGCUUCGUGCCUGUACGCUCAUCAACUUGGAAGUCUUUGCAAAAACGCUUUAGAUCGCAACGUACCGCACCAACAUCUCACAAUGCACGAAAGUGGGAGACAAGAGACAGAAGGCAUUCCCACAGUGGCUACCUCUCCACUUGAGCUGGCGACGC
Molecule: messenger RNA, 1080 nt
Organism: Paraphaeosphaeria sporulosa
Lineage: Eukaryota; Fungi; Ascomycota; Dothideomycetes; Pleosporales; Didymosphaeriaceae
Product: acyl-CoA N-acyltransferase
Exons: 1
Coding region: 173-676 (167 amino acids)
Molecular function (GO): acyltransferase activity, transferring groups other than amino-acyl groups
Source: RefSeq, a predicted model, not a curated record